Messenger RNA from Effrenium voratum, 1180 nucleotides. Lineage: Eukaryota; Dinophyceae; Suessiales; Symbiodiniaceae. The record is from the annotation of a GenBank genome assembly.
UGGAGGUUGUCAAAGUGAGAAACUGGGGUGUCGCUUUAACCUACCACUUGGAGGGUGACUUUGAUACUGCUGGAACAACCGCGUCACAUACAGAUUUGCAGCCGGUUGAUCUCAAGAUAUAUAUUUUCUCGCAAGGUAUCGAGAAUGUCGGUGGCCAGCAAAAGGGCCUUGUAAAUUCGGAUCUUCCUGCAGACGCGCGGAUUGCUGGUUUGAUCACCCCUUGGGCCAUUCCCCAGAUCCGGAGCCCAUCACAUGUCGCUUUGGUCGCAGCUGUCACCGACCAGACUGCAUAUUUGAUCAUCCGGCUGGUCGAACGAUAGAUUCCACGGCUACAGAGGAUCGCAUCUGCGUGUGGUUUCAGAAAGGAAAGUGCAGAAACGGGCAAGGCUGCCCCUUUCAGCAUGUCCAACAAGAGCGUGAUGCUAAUGUGAUAGUAGUGCGUAAUUUGUCAAAGACGGAGGAUGUUUCUCAGUUGGAGGACAGGAUUCUGAUGUACUUCAAGCAGUUUGGAUACGUUGCCCGGGUGCAGGUCAAGACUGACCUUGACGAUCGGUGCAGAGGCUUUGCUUUUGUCGUGUUUGCCGACGCACGCAGCGUUGAUGGUGCAUUGACAGCUAGUCAUGAGACCUGGGAUAUCAAGCGAAAAGCAGACUUGCCGAUGUACAUUGAGGGAGGGCCGAUCCGAAAGACGCCAAAGACGCGCGCAAGUCCCUUGGGUGGUCCAGCCCGCGUACCGUUCAGCGCCCAUGAUCGAGUCCUUCUUGUGGGUGAAGGGGACUUCAGCUUUUCGUUGGCCUGUGCUGCCUUGGGCUAUUUGAGCCCGGGGAAAACCUGCGCCACUUCCAAGGAGCCGCCGCGAGAUGAACAGAACCUGGUCGAGCUCGCUCGGCAAGGAAUGUGCUGCCUCACUUCGGUGGAUGCUACGGAGCUGACCUUGACAGAAAUCUUCGACAUUGCCGUGUUCAACUUUCCGCACACUGGCCAGCCCAGCGUCGAGGCCAACCAGGAUUUGCUGCAAGGAUUUUUUGGGAGCGUCUCCAAGAUUCUGUCACCAGGUGGUCGGGUUGCUGUCACUUUGAAGCAGACAUGGCCGUAUUCAGAGUGGGGUCUUGAGGCUUGUGCCAGACGGGCAGGAUUCAAAGUUGCGGAUGCGUACCCAUUUCCUGACUGCACAUGAACA